This is a messenger RNA of Cylicocyclus nassatus, 2937 nucleotides long. The record is from the annotation of a GenBank genome assembly. Lineage: Eukaryota; Metazoa; Nematoda; Chromadorea; Rhabditida; Strongylidae.
UUCGCAUCCAUUUCGCGUCGCGAAUUUUUCGUCUGUCCGUCUAAUCUCGAGCUUCAGCGACCAUGUCUGUCGUCGGCUUCGACGUCGGUAAUCUGAACUGUUACAUCGGGAUUGCUCGACAAGGGGGAAUAGAAGUUAUCACCAAUGACUACUCACUGCAUGCAACACCAUCAUGCGUAUCAUUUGGUGCAAAAAACCGUUCUAUGGGUGUGGCGGCUCGUCAGUCCGUGAACACAAACAUCAAGAAUACAAUCAUUCAUUUCAAACACAUGAUUGGAAGGAAAUUCAGUGACCCUAUUGCACAGAAGUUCAUUCCGUUUGUGCCAUGCCAAACCGUGCAAUUGCCAAAUGAUGAGAUUGGCUUCAAGGUUAACUAUCAGGGUAAAGAAGCAACAUUUACUCCUGAACAAGUGCUUGCAGCUCUUUUAACUAAGUUGAGGGACAUCAUUGAAAGUCAGUUGAAAGAUGUGAAGAAAGUCACAGACUGUGUGAUUACGGUGCCUUCUUAUUUCACUGAUGUGCAGCGACGUGCUGUUCAUGCUGCCACGCAGUAUGCUGGUUUGAAUGCGCUUCGUGUCAUGAACGAGAGCACGGCCAUAGCACUAACAUACGGGAUCUACAAGCAAGACUUACCAGAGGAAUCAGCUAAACCGCGCUAUGUAGUUUUCUUGGAUGUAGGCCAUGCUUCCACGCAAGCGAGUAUCGUUGCCUUUCACAAGGGAAAGCUGCAGAUGCUCGGUACUACGUAUGACCUUGGUGUUGGUGGAAUUUGGCUAGAUGAUCUUAUUCGAGAGCAUUUUGCUCAAGUUUUCAAAAAGACAUACGGAAUUGAUGCCAAAAGCUCUCCUCGAGCAUGGCUCCGUCUUCUUGAUGAAUGUGAGAAAGUUAAGAAGCAGAUGUCUGCGAAUCAAACUCCCAUUCCGAUUAACAUCGAGUGUUUCCUUGAUGACAAGGAUGUCACUGGCAAAAUGCAGAGGUCUGAAUUUGAAGAGCUGGGAGCUCCAUUGUUUGAGAAAAUCAGGCAGCUUCUAUUGCGAUUGCUUGAAGAGACGAAAGUCAAGAAAGAAGACAUUGAUUCUGUUGAAAUGGUCGGUGGCUCUUCGCGUAUACCAAUCAUUCGUCGUAUCAUCCAAGACGUUUUCGGGAAAGAACCAAAAACCACUAUGAAUCAAGAUGAAGCUGUUGCGCGAGGAGCAGCUAUGCAAUGUGCUAUUCUCUCUCCUGCAUUCCGCGUCCGCGAGUUUUCUAUCAAGGACACUCAACCAUAUCGUAUUAAAAUCACCUGGUCGGGUGGCGCCUCUGAGGGAGGUGAAUCUGAUGUAUUUGUGGAGCACGAUGAAUUCCCAUUCUCAAAAAUGGUCUCUCUUUAUCGAUCUGACACAUUCCAAGUUGAUGCUCGUUAUGCGCUUCCGAAUACUGUUCCUCACACAACUUCUGUUGUUGGUUCAUGGCGUGUCCUUGGAGUCACACCAAACGCUGAGGGCCAACCUCGCAAAGUCAAGAUUAAGGUGCGACUGAAUCCAAAUGGUGUAUUUGCAGUCUGCUCAGCAACCAUGUACGAUACCCAGAUAGUCGAGGAAGCCCCGGGUCAAGAAGAACAACCAAUGGAACAGGAUAGCACCUCUCAGCCACCAGCUGAGCAACCUGCUGCAGCCCCCGGAGCCGGAGCAGCACCACCUCAAGGUGCGGCUCCAGCUCAGGGUGCUCCCGCAGCUAACGCACCUGCGCAACCAUCUGCACCGCCAAAACCUAAAACUAAGACCAUUUCCACUGAGCUUAAGAUUGAGGAACGACUACCAGUUGUUUACGACAUCGACAAGUACACACGCGCUGAGAUGAAAAUGCAAGAAGCUGAUCUCCUUGAAAAGCAAAAGGCUGAUGCUAAGAACAGUGUGGAGGAGUAUGUGUAUGAUAUGCGAGACAAACUAUCAGAUUCAUUGGCGGAAUUUGUCACCGAGAAGGAUGCAGAGGCACUUCGUUCACAACUGACUGCAGUCGAGGAUUGGUUAUAUGAUGAAGGCGAAGACGCUGAGAAGCCGGUUUAUGAGCAGCGACUUGCCGAGCUCCGAAAACUUGGUGAUCCUAUAAUUGAACGCUAUAGAGAGUUUGAAGCAAGGAAGCCAGCAUUCGAAGCUUUUGAUAGGUCAAUCAUUCGUGUGCGUAAAGCGUACGAAGACUAUGUGGCUGGUGGUGAGGCACACGCUCACAUUGACAGUGCUGAUAUGGAGAAGGUGAUCAACGCAAUCGAAGAGAAGAAGCGAUGGUUCGAUGAUGUUCGCCAUAGGCAGGAAAGAAGGGCUAAAACUGAGCCGCCAAUCGUGUUUGCAAACGAGAUCGCCCAGAAACAACAAGCUUUUGAAGCCAUUGUAAUGCCAAUUCUCAACAAGAAGAAACCGGCUCCACCACCACAGAAGAAGGAAACAAAGAACGAAGCACCACCUCCACCGAAUGGAACCCCGGCCGGAGAUAAUGCUGCACCACCGCAGCAAGCUGCAGACAACAUGGAAGUUGACUAAUUCUGAAGGUUGUUCAUACUAUUGUGUUUGUGCAUCAAGUGUUUCAUUGCUUAUUUACGUGCACCGUUUAUAAUCAUCGGUAAUUGUAGACGAGUGUGUAUCACUUCUCCCUGAAUUUUCAGAAUCAUACAUAUAAUUUAUAUAGAUAGCACCCGAAUAGUUGAGGUCCGGAUUUUCCCUUGUUUUCAUGUUAUAGUUUUUCCUCUAAUAAGUUGUCCCCGCUAUUCAGUGCUAUCUCCUUGUGCUCAUGGAGGUACCACCGUGUGGUUACUCCAUGCGUAGACUCUGCCGGUUGAUUGCUUCCGUCAACACUCAUCUAGUGUGACGCUGGCUCUAUAGUUGUUUUUAUAGGCUUUUUACUCGAGCACAUGUGAACUGUUCAUACUGUUGCUUUCAUGUGUGUCGAUAAAUAAGUCAGAAA